Heterobilharzia americana is the source of this 960-nucleotide messenger RNA. NCBI's taxonomy places the organism in Eukaryota, Metazoa, Platyhelminthes, Trematoda, Strigeidida, Schistosomatidae. The record is from the annotation of a GenBank genome assembly.
AUGAAUAUUGGUGACAAAUUUAUUUCUAAACUGUUGGAUACACAAUUGGAAAGUGGUGGUGUAUUCAGAGGUGAAAGAGUGUUCUCACCUAACCCACGAACUAUUUAUGGUGGUGAGCUUAUGGCCCAAGCUUUGAUGGCUGCUAGUAAAACUGUACCAGACGGUUAUAGGCCGAACAGUUUACACUGUUACUUUCAUGAUCGAUCCAGCGUUGUAGAACCAAACAAUUAUCAUGUCACCAAACUCCGUGAUGGUCGUUCAUUUUGUCAUAGAUUGGUUGAAGCUUUCCCGGUGAAUAAAACUGAUGUGAUCACUCCAUAUUUUCGUAUGGAUUGUUCAUUUAAAACACCUGAAAAAGAUCCUGCAUCCUUCUUAUCUACUAUGCCUAGCGUUCCAUCUGUUGAAGAAACUCAGGAUUUCAAUACUUAUUUAAAAUCACUUGACCUCGAAAAUUUAUCACCUGUAUCACAAAGUCGAAUAAAACAAUUUCGAAACUUUGAUGCUAAUUCACCUAUUGAGACUAGAUUCUGUGAACCAGAAUAUGUUCUCGGUCUCAAAUCAAAUGUUGGUGGUCGAUUACACUCUUGGAUGCGUUUAAAAGAAGCUCCAUCUGUUUCGUUGCACUCUUAUCGUGAUGCUAUGCUAGCGUAUUUAUCGGAUGCUCUUUUAUUAUGGGUUGCCCUUACUGAACCACAUCAUGUUCAAUAUUUAGUGACAUUAAAUCAAAGUAUAUGGUUUCAUAAUCCAGAAAUAUGUCCUGAGCCAAAUGAAUGGAUUCUAUUUGAAACACGUGCCAAUUAUGUUGGUGGAGCCUUAACACUUUCAUAUGGAGAAAUUUGGAAUAAAGACGGUCAUUUACUGGCAAGUAUGGCUCAACAAGGUCUAAUGCGAACUCAACAGUUGAAACCGAAUUCAUCCUACACAUCAUUGGAUGAAUUUGCAAGACAAGUGGGAAAAUAA